Colossoma macropomum (tambaqui) is the source of this 2816-nucleotide messenger RNA. RefSeq names its product BOLA class I histocompatibility antigen, alpha chain BL3-7-like. The transcript has 7 exons. Gene Ontology annotation, cellular component: external side of plasma membrane. Gene Ontology annotation, biological process: immune response. The coding region runs from base 28 to 1182 and encodes 384 amino acids. The record is from RefSeq and is a predicted model, not a curated record. NCBI's taxonomy places the organism in Eukaryota, Metazoa, Chordata, Actinopteri, Characiformes, Serrasalmidae.
CUCACUGUGCAAGGAGGAUUUAAACUGAUGCAGAACAAAAUAGUUCUACAGACAAAGUCAACACUGCUGAUAAUGGAUUACUGUACAGUGGUGACGAAAAUCCUGUUUAUCCUCACAGUUUAUAUCCAUCUAAUAUCAGCAGGCUCCCACUCUGUGCAGUACUUCUACACUGCAGUUACUCCAGGAAUAAACUUCCCAGAGUUCACUAUUGUUAGUCUGCUGGAUGGACAGCAGUUUGAAUACUUUGACAGUAACAUCAGGAAAGCGAUCUCAAAGACAGAGUGGAUGAAGAAGGUUGUUGCUGAUGAUCCAGAUUACUGGGACAAACAGACACAGAUUGCACAGGGAACUCAGGAGUCAUUUAAAGCUAAUGUGGCUACAGCAAUGCAGCGCUUCAACCAUACUGACGGGGUUCACACAAUGCAGGUGAUGUACGGCUGUGAGCUGCAUGAUGAUGGAACCAAGAGAGGAUACAUGCAGUUCGGUUAUGAUGGAGAAGACUUCAUCAGUCUGGAUCUGAACACUCUCACUUGGACCGCAGCUAAUCAGAAAGCUGUUAUUACCAAACAGAAGUGGGAGGGUCUGGGUGUAGCUGCUACAAAGAGGGCCUAUCUGGAGAAUGAAUGUAUUGAUUGGUUACAGAAGUAUGUGGGAUAUGGCAGAUCCACUGUGGAGAGGAAAGUCUCUCCUGAGGCGUCACUGUUCCAGAAGAACUCUUCUUCUCCAGUCGUGUGUCAUGCUACAGGUUUCUUCCCCAAAGCAGUGAUGAUCUCCUGGCAGAAGAAUGGAGAGGAUCUGCAUGAGGACGUGGAGCUCAGAGAGACGGUGCUCAACCAGGAUGGAACCUUCCAGAAGAGGAGCAUUCUGACUGUCUCACCUGAGGAGCUGAACAAACACAACUACACCUGCAUCAUUCAGCACAGCAGCCUGGAGAAGGAGAUGGUGCUGCAGGUGUCUGAUCAUAGAGAUCUGUUGGAUGGAGGAUCACUUGGUAUCAUCAUUGGUGUAGUCGUUGCUGUUCUCCUGCUUGUCCUCAUUGUCUGUGUUGGAGUUUUCAUGUGGAGGAAGAAGUCUGGUUUCAAACCUGUUUCGAGCAGCUCCAGUUCAGAUGCUGGUUCUGAACGAAGCUCCUCAUCAACCAGUUCCAGGACCGGAUCCGAUGAAAGCCUUAUUUCCUCCUGAAAAUCUGUUCCAGCUGAUUUUGUUUGUCAAAAAUAUCUACAGGGGAUUCAAUGGAGGUUUCAUAGUCUAGAAGUGAUUCAGUAAAAAAUACAGACUCCAUAAAAUACACUGCAGUCAUGCUAGCAGAUGAGACAGAGUCAACAUAGUCAAAUUUAUGCGCUGAGAUCAGUCUGUCAUGAGUGGAGGUCAGUCAGUGAGUGUGUCAGAGAUUUCAGUGCUCACAGGUUGAUACAGAUUGGAGGAACUUUAGAACGUUCUCCAACAUUUACACCAAAAAUCAGCUACUAUCUGCUUAGUGGUACCUUUCUAAUACGGCUAAUCUGUCUCCACAUGCCAGUAAAAUGUUCAAAAAUAAUUGAGAAACUUUGUUAAAAUACUUGAAAAAGUCAGGAAACAGGAAAGAAAGUAAGAUGAGCAGUGGCUUAUAUUAAGCUUUAUAGGGCUCAAGCAGUAAAAAAAAUAAAAUCAGACGAACAAGAUAAUAAAUACCUAAUUAAUAUCAGAGGGUAUAAACAUGUGGAGAAAUAAAUCCUAAACAGAUUCUAUUUUAUGUGCAAUAUUUUGACACUGGGUGUAGCUACAUAUACAGUAUAAGGAUACACAUUUUUUUGCUGUUUCUUUAUACAUAUUUUACAAUUAUUUUAAUGUUAAGUAUUUAAUCUUUCUGAGACAGAAUGUGGAAUCUUUUUUAAAAGGGUUUGAAUUUACUGCAUAUGUUGUUGAUUCUAAGAGGAAGUGUUUGAAAAAAGAGUUCAGGCGUCUUUACUUCUGACACUGACUGACUGUGUGUGACUACAACAUGUUCACUCUGAUGCCACUCAUACCAAGCUUACAGGUUUACAGUUACAUCAAUAACGUAACACAUCACUGUUGGAGAAAAACCUCAUAUCUCCAAAACAUUAACUUUACAGGAGAAGGAAAAACAUUCUUAGAACGAACGUUAAAUGUAUAUUUUCCAAGUAAUUUCAGAUCCAUUUAUCAUGUUUCCAAAUUGUGUACAGAAAAUGGAAACAAUACGGAUUGGAAUCACAUUUGCAACAACUUCUAAGAAGCAAAGCCCUUUUAUGCCUCCACUAGAAGUCAAAUCAGUAUGAGUGCUGUAUUUUUACUGUUCAUCGCACCAUUUUCUCUCAACCGGACACAGCAAAAUGUUUCUCCUUGUUUUCUGAUUGCCUCCUUGAUUCAGACAAUGCUGACAACAAAAUUUGAACAAAACAAAACUAAAUUUGGACUGUUUUUUUCAUUUUUUUAUGUGUUUUGUUUUUAAAAAGUAUAUAAAAACAGCAGAAAUCUGAAAAGGCCUAACUUUUCACCACCUGUAUAUUUCAUAAUCAUUAUCAGUGGUUAACAAACCUAGUUAACAUUAAUAAUGUAUCACUAAUGUAAUGGAUGUGGGAAAGCAAAGAUCAUCCAGUUCACUCUGCGUUACUGACUGUAGAUCAGCAAUGAGAGGAACAAGAGGAACAGUUAUGCUUGCAAUAUAACACUGCUAUUCAUUUGCAUGGCAUCAUGAGUCCCAUUCUAUACAAUUCAUACCACAAUGUUAAAGCUCUGAAAACAGUAGUGAGUUUGUGUAAGCUCUGUAAGUUAUGGAAAUAAGAUACACAUACAAAUCAAAUAAUUCAAUUAUUUUA